AUGCACAACUCACUGUGCCUUUGCCUUACGCUGCUUAGCACGUGUGGCCACUGCUUCUGGGUCAGACAGCCGGAGAAGGCACUCCUCCCGCUUUUCACUCCGCAGAGGGGUGGACGUAGUGACCUCCGUAGCAGCCAUGGAAGAAGCGUCGUAAACUUGAAUCGCCACCCCGCACACUUUGCAACGAAUCAAGAAGGAGAAAGUCAAGAUGAAGCCAACAUAUUAGACAGUUCGUAUGUCUACCACACCCCUGUGCUUGCUAACGAAGUGGUACGCUACCUUAGGGGUGACAACCCCAGAGAGGACAACACGAAAAUACGUGACUCAGAAGGACAUCACACAAAUGGAGUAGAACCACAGGGAGAAGCACGCCCUUCCAAUUUUAUUAUUCCUUCACCAGGGGAGAUAACAGAAGAAGAGGGAAAAGGUACCACUCUGCGGGGAAAAGUGAAAAAUGGAGAGAACCCAAAUGGGGGGACGCAAGAGAGGGGUACUUUUCCUAAGCCCCUCUCAUCUACAUAUAUUUCACGACUCCCCCCAAUGGAAAUUACUCCACCUGAGUACUACAUCGAUGCGACACUAGGCGGUGGAGGACACACGCUAGAAAUUUUAAAAAACUUGGCACCGACAAGCAAAGUGGUCGCCAUAGACAAGGACAUAGAAUCCAUUUAUUACAGCAAACAGAAGCUGCAAUGUUAUGUAGAUGUGAACAGGCUAACAAUGAUACACGGAGACUACAGACAUAUUAUUCACCUGCUCCACCGGCAUGGCCUUCCCCUGUUUGGCAGCUACAGUGGCAUUUUACUAGACCUGGGUGUAUCCACGCACCAGCUGAGAUGUGGAAGGAGGGGGUUCAGUUACAAGCACAACGGUCUUCUUGACAUGAGCAUGGACAGGUACACCGAUGAGGAAUACGCCCGGAUGUGUAGGGAAAAUACCGAACCCAGGGGAAGCGCUUCAAACGAGGAUUACCAAUCUAAGCAGGCUAACCAGAUUGAGCGGGCCAACGGGGAGAGCCCCCAAAUGGAGCCGCAAAAACGAAUCGGAGAAAUCCUCAACACGUACAGCGCCCAACAGUUAAGGUUUAUUAUGCACACAUAUGGUCAAGAGAAGAAGGCAUCUAAAAUUGCCAAAAAAAUUGUACAAUGGAGGAAGAGCAGUGGAACUAUCACGACCACGUAUCAGCUGAGGGACAUCGUUCUUUCCACAUGCAAAAAAAAUUACAAAGCAAAUCAGAAAGUCUUGUCCAGGGUUUUUCAGUCAUUACGAAUAUACGUCAACGAUGAAAUGAAAGCCUUAAAGGAGUUUUUAUUUUCGAGCUAUAAAUUGUUAAGGGCAAAAAAAAGACUUGUCGUUAUUUCGUACCAUUCAUUGGAAUACAAGUGCGUGGAAAUGUUUGUCCAUGAGAGGAAAAACUUAUGGGAAAAAAUUAACGACGCCGAUAUAACCCCCAGCGAGGGGGAGUUAAAGGCCAACAAAUCUGCGCGCUCCGCCAAAAUGUCCGUUUUUGAGAAGGUUUAG
Messenger RNA from Plasmodium coatneyi, 1521 nucleotides. Its product is annotated as SAM dependent methyltransferase. The record is from RefSeq and is a predicted model, not a curated record. Gene Ontology annotation, molecular function: rRNA (cytosine-N4-)-methyltransferase activity. Lineage: Eukaryota; Apicomplexa; Aconoidasida; Haemosporida; Plasmodiidae. Gene Ontology annotation, biological process: rRNA base methylation. Bases 1 to 1521 code for a protein of 506 amino acids. The transcript has a single exon.